Messenger RNA from Physcomitrium patens, 1247 nucleotides. RefSeq lists its product as uncharacterized. The record is from RefSeq and is a predicted model, not a curated record. NCBI's taxonomy places the organism in Eukaryota, Viridiplantae, Streptophyta, Bryopsida, Funariales, Funariaceae.
CCCACCUUGGUAAGUUUGCAUGAAUUGCAUCGCACAAGAGCGAGUGCCUGGCGGUGUGUAUAGUUGCUGGAUUGUCCUUUUUGGGCGCAGAAGUGCUUACCUAUGCUCACUUGCUCCGAAAGUUAACACAGCUGUAGACAGGAUUUUGUUGGAUUUGGAUUGUAGUUGUUGGGUCAGAGGAGAGAUCAGUGUGGGCUGGGGGAAAUUCUGAGGCAGUUUUACACGGCGGCAGAAGUGUGAUUUUGCUUGAAAUUUGUGUGUGUUUUGAGUGCAAAAGAAGGAAGAGAGGGAAACUAUGGCUGGAAGCAUGGCGAAUCCAACUAUGAUGAACGCAGACGGUGUGUCGACGACACAUACGAAUAGCUUCAGCCCAAAUAGUCCAUCCUCUCCCGCAAGUCGGAAUGUGAAGGCAGAGGCUUUUGGAGACGCCCACAGGCAGAGGGUCGAAUCGGAAAUCAAUGCUUGGGUGGCGUCAGAGAUUCGCAAGGCUGAGGCGCGGACAGCUACAGCUUUGUCAAAGAUUGAGCAGAAGCGGAUGAAGGAUGAAGCACGAGCUCUUGAGCAUAAGAAGCGGGAGGAGGCGAAAGCCGAGCAAGCUAUCCGCGCUGCUGAGGUGAAAGCUGAUAAAAUUGUAGCGAAUGCCAAGGAGGAAGCAAUCAGAGCAAAAGCACAUGCUGCAGAGGUAUGCGAGAAAGGGAUCGCUGACUCACAUUCUCAAACUGAGCGGGCAAAGGCGGAGCUGGAGGAAGCGAAGUUACGAGAAAUUGCCGAAUUGAAGGACAAAGCUGAGCUGAUGAAGAUCACUGGUGAACUCCCCUUUCAAGAGCCGAAGAAGCAUGGAGUGGGCUCCAUGGUGAAGAAUGUCCUGACUUGUCACCAUGGCGACGUGUAAAACAACUUUGCUAGAUUGUUCACGCCAUUCUGUCUAGUGGAACGAACUGACAAGGUGGCUGUUUUACACUUCAAGGGAGAGGAAACUCGAGGUCAUUACACAGCCCCUCCAACGGUUCAUUCUCUGGUCAUUCUAUCAAAUUUGACGUGGGGACAGGCAUAGUUUGGACAUGCUUGUCAUCUAGUGUGGCACGGCUGCAGUAUGUGGGUGAAGGUUGUGGUAUAAAAACGUGAGGAAUGUUUCGAGUAUCACCAGAAGUUUAACUCUGAUAUUGCAGGAUAUAACUUGGUCAUCCCUUUCAAUGCCUUGUACAGUUUUUCAAAAUCAAAGUGUUUUUAUUUGUCCCUGCUGCAAA